Pseudo-nitzschia multistriata is the source of this 1615-nucleotide messenger RNA. NCBI's taxonomy places the organism in Eukaryota, Bacillariophyta, Bacillariophyceae, Bacillariales, Bacillariaceae. The record is from the annotation of a GenBank genome assembly.
GGUGUCCUUCUUCUUCCUUUUUACGUAUCCUCACUCCUGAAACAAGACCAAAAUUAUUGAUUUUUAAUGCUAGUGCGCUACCAAAUGAAGAAUGGGGAUAAUUCUAGUAGGAUCAACAUAGGCCUAUGUUGGUAUAAUAACACCAUUCCAAACAAUGCUAAAUUAUAUUCAGAACAUUUAUACUAGUAACAUAAGGUAUGUGAAAUUAAUGUUCCAAAUGCCUUCAUAAACAUGAUUUCAUUUGUUAUUUUACACGUAGCAGUAAUACUUUGGUCACAAGAAUUUAAGUUACGGUAUGUAGUUGGAUAUGGAUCGACGGAUCGACGGUGCCUCUCCUGCCCACUCAUGGAGGGCCCGAGGCUCCCGUUCGGGCCAGGGCACGGCCUCUCGGCUCUGGCAUUGGGCAGGGAAAGAAAGUAUUUGGAACGACUGCGCGGCACCGCAGCCGAGCCGAGAUAGCAGAGGGGAAAACUUUUGAGGUGCACCGAUUGCGUCGAUGGUUUUUCUCAGAGAAACCGCUAAAGUGCACCCAAGGGUGUUUGGCAAUAUUGAAUGUACAGAUUAAGGAUUUUUACUAGUUACUAACCCUUUCACACUUUGUAGAAUGACGCAGUCUUCGUGUGCACUACCGUGCUACAUUGGUUGAUCCCCAAGCACCGGCAUCCAAGGAGGGGCUUGGCGGGUUGUGCAGGGGUGCGUGUGCGUUUGGGUGCACCGGCAUCCCGGUUCUUUUCCACCACCGGCGCCGAGAGAGCCCGGACCGCGGAAUUCGCGCUCUGGAAUCGAUCGGAUCGCUAUCGGAUCGGGCGGGAUCGGUGUUGCGUGCGUGCGUGCCCGCUCCUCUCGGUUCAGAACCCUUGCCCGGCGCCGGCCUUGCGCUUCCGCGGUGUCCUCGAGGGUGCGCCCCCGUCGUCGCUGCUCUCGCUGCUCUCCCCGCAAAAGUCCUCGUCUUCCUCGUCGUCAAAGGCCUCCUCGCCGUCGAUGCUCCAGUAGCUCUCGCGCUGGAGGUCGCACCAGCACCGGUCCCCGUCGUCGUAUUCCAGAAACAAAAAGUGCUUGUUGUCCUUCGCGCACUUGGUGGCGAGGCCGCAGUACUUGUUCCCGUCCUUCCACUGCACCACGAUGCGCUUUCCGAGAAAGCCCUUGUCCAUGUCGUCGGUCAACUCAUCGAGCCGAAUAAUUUUCUCGGGCACGACCUUGAUGGCCUUUAUGCAGUUGAGGUCGACCCAGUUUUUGGUCUUGUCCUUGUCCAGCCAGUGGAGGUACACCCAUUGCUCGCCCUUGGUCUGCUGGGUCUUUGACGGAUUCGGAAAGUACUUGCGGACAAUCGCCUCGUGGUAGUGCUCGUCGUGGUAGCUGUCCACCGCUAUCGUGCACCCGACCGGAUACUUCUUGGUGAGCUCCAUCCGUGCCUUUUCGAAGCGUCUGGCGAUGGAAGCACUUUCCUCGUCCUCCUCGCUCUUGAUUUUGGAUUUGGCCCCGCCGGUCUUGGUUUUGGUCGCAGGUCUUCUGCCGGGCCGUUCGUUGUCCGGCGAGAGGUUGUACCAGACCUUGUCCCCGUCGUCGUAGUGGAUGAAGACGAAAUUCUUCUGGUCCCUCAGCGACUUGAUGAUCU